Molecule: messenger RNA, 1721 nt
Organism: Marmota flaviventris (yellow-bellied marmot)
Lineage: Eukaryota; Metazoa; Chordata; Mammalia; Rodentia; Sciuridae
Gene: Rbm3
Product: RNA binding motif protein 3
Molecular function (GO): RNA binding
Source: RefSeq, a predicted model, not a curated record
CCAUAUACGUCUGCUUUAUCAAGCGUCUUCCCGCGCGGCAGCCUCCCUAUUCUUCCUGCUCCUCAGAGCUUCCUGUCUCUCCAGCGCUUUUACUUUUCAAUUUCCAGGACUCAAAUUCACUGCCAUGUCUUCUGAAGAAGGGAAGCUGUUCGUGGGAGGACUCAACUUCAAUACUGAUGAGCAGGCGCUGGAAGACCACUUCAGCAGCUUUGGGCCUAUUUCUGAGGUGGUUGUUGUCAAGGACCGGGAGACUCAGCGAUCCCGGGGUUUUGGCUUCAUCACCUUCACCAAUCCAGAACAUGCCUCAGAUGCCAUGAAAGCCAUGAAUGGAGAGUCCCUGGAUGGUCGGCAGAUCCGGGUGGACCAUGCAGGCAAGUCUGCCCGGGGCACCAGAGGGGGUGCCUUUGGGGCCCAUGGGCGUGGUCGCAGCUACUCUAGAGGUGGUGGGGACCAGGGCUAUGGGAGUGGCCGGUAUGACAGUCGACCUGGAGGAUAUGGAUAUGGAUACGGACGGUCCCGAGACUAUAGUGGCAGAAGCCAGGGUGGCUAUGACCGCUACUCAGGAGGAAAUUAUCGAGACAAUUAUGACAACUGAGUUGAGGCAUGCACACGUUAAGUAGAUACACAAGGAAUAACACUUCUGAUCCAGGAUCGUCCUUCCAAAUCGCUGUAUUUAUAAAGAUUUUUGGAGCUGCGCUGAAACAUCUGUUUUAGUACAUCAACUUCUAUUUUUCAAUUGAGCUCCCAAGGUAGCUUGUUAAAAGACCUUUUAAAAAGCUCCAUGUAAAAAAUUUUUUCUCAUUUAAAGACAAAUUAUAGUACAUUUGUUAGGCCCCCAGGUAUUUUUCUUUUUACCAAGUUUUUAGUUUGGGCUCUCAGGAUCAUUGCUUCUGGCAAAAGGAAAAGUUUAACCAGACUAAUUUUUUUUUAAAAGCUAAAGUUGGGGCAUUUUAAAAACUUGUACACAAUGUUUAUCAUGACUAGAAAGCAAUUUCUAAAUGUAUCUAUAAACAAUCUGUGUCAAGAACAUGUAAAUUUUUCUUAAAAUUCAAGAUCACCACCCUGAUUAUACAGACAAGCCUCUUUAAAAUGUUUGUGAAUGUCAUUUUUUUUAAUGCUGGAAGAAAAAAUAUUCUGUUGUGUCUCUUGUAGUGUUUAGGAUAUUCUUCACAGAACUGAUUAAAAAUAUGAAACCUGUACACAAAUUGAUAUUGAUAAUGUUUAUUUCUUACUCGACCCAGUUUGGAGAUUUAAAAAAAUGGAGGCAGGUCAGGAGGAGGGGUCUUGGAGAAAAUUUGGUUUAGGGUGGGGUGGGCACAGACUGCCAAAAGAGUAGAAGAUAGCAAAGUUUAGUCAAGUUUGGAGUUGGUUUUGGUAUAUAUUAAGGCAUGAGGUGUGGUGAAUAACAGCUAAAACCCCUUCUGAAAGGAAUUAGGUUUCCUUAGGUGGAUUCUUGGUCCCAAAAUUUAAUCAGAAUUUUCAUAGGUUUGACUCUGACUUCUGAGUGGGUACCCUUCUCACAAUGUUGUUCUGAGGAUGUAUACAUCUAAUCUCAAGACAUGAACUCUAAAGAUGCCAGUUUUUCCUCUGAAAUGGUGGGGGUUAUGGGAGGUGUAUUGAACUUAUCAUGGUGAAAGAAACCUGAUUUGAAAACUGUCUGAGAGCUUUGAAUGGAUUCAUAUUCCAUGAUUAAAAUGUGGGCUUUUCUACUCCCCAGGUAA